CAGUUUGUGAUUUUUUUUUUUUUUUUUUUUAAGACAAAUACUCCUUGGACAACACGUGGGGGUGAGAUUGACUUUGUACUUGGACACUUUUUCAAAAACCAACCUUACUGCCGUGUUGUCAUCAUCGUGGCGAUAAUUAAAGGACCGUAACUUUCUGUGUAGCUGUUAGCGUCCUGAGGAGAUGCCCCCAUUUCGUUCGAUUGUGCCCUACACACUGCCUGGAGUUCUUGCACUGAUUGGCUGGUGGUGGUACACCUCUCGUAAGAAAGAGCGUCUCAUCAGCCAUGGCGACCCAGAUGAAAGUUCAAAUAAUGCAAUCCUGAGAUCGUCUUUUUCAGUGGGUAGGAAUGGCUUGGUUGAGAGAGAUGCUUUAUCCACUACAAAUAACACAGAACACCACUUCAUCUGCAGACAUCCUAAGCCUACUCGAAAAGACAAGGAAAAGGAAAAUAUAUCCUCAAAGCAUGGUGGUGACACAGAGACAGCAUACUUAAUGGGACAGACUCCAAGAAGGGCAGGUGUUGAGACAUGUGGAAGAAAUCUGGAAGUAGAUGAACCCACAGUCUCAAAUUUGCUAUCAUUAAAACAGGAUGAGAAUCUUAAUGUGUCACAAAACGAACAUAGUGACCUGCAAAACACUCCAGCACACACCAGUGCUUCAGAAGCAAUCAUCGAUCAAAAGGGAGAAUCAAUGUCUGCUUUAGAAGUCACUGUCAAAGAGAUCGUCUUGCCCUGCCAAACCACCAAAGUUACCCACUUAAACACCAUGUCAGUGUGCCUUUCUGAUGCAAAGCGGCCUGAGCCAGAGGGGGAGGUUGCAAAGAACCACAGCACUGUAAUGACACAGGACGGUAGUUGUACAGUCAUACCUAUGAAAUUGCAGAGAAUGGUCUCAUCACAGUUAGAGUCUCAAGAUGUGUCCACUUCAGUGCAGGAUUUUAAUCAUCACAUUCUAACCAGUACACCUAACAGUUUUGUCCUCACCUCUCAAGCCCAGAUUACGUCAUUAAGGUCACAGGAAAUCCAGGUUCACAACAGUUAUGGAGAAGCAGAUGAUAUAGAAGUUCUGGCAGCUGGACUCAUAACUGAGGUCAUCUCAUCAGCCACCAAGCGGGUCCUUGGUGGCAUCAGCCUUCCAGCUUCUGACAGAAGGCAGCAGUGUCACCACCCUCGAUUGUCAAACCACUUUAAAAAAGACUGUGAUGUAGCACAAAACAAGGAGCAAGUGAUGCCUGAAACGUCUUUUACUACAUCGGUAUGGGAGUCUACAGAAAUUAAUGAAUUAGGUAAUCAGAUAAACGGUACACAAAAAGAGCCUAUUCCAAAACUGUCUCAGCAAAUACCAGACAGUGCGCCUCUACUUUACAACGAACUAAAAGGUGAUGAACUAGCAACUCAAGCUGAGGACUCUGCUUGCAGCACCUUCCACUUUGAAGAUGGGAUCAGCAACGAGAACCAUCAAAAUAGUCUGUUAGACAGCAAAAUGGAUGUCUUCCAGAUAACAGACUUGUCAGAGAAAGAAGCAAUACAAGCCCAAUCACCGAUUGAGACACCUACAGAUGAAAUUAUUUUUUCUUCAGUGGAAGAAAACUCUGUGUGUGGUGUAAAGAUGCUUGAUGAAAUGGACCUUAGGAAUGGACCUCAGGGAUGUGAAGUGGAAACAGACCAAUCUGGAGGCUCUGAUGUGAACAGUAUGGACUCAGUGGACAGUGGCUGCACGAUGGGCACAAGAGAGAGUCAUAGUAACCAUGCUUCCUUCUCAAACAGUGAGCUUGUCAUCUGGGAGAUUGAAGUGCCAAAGAUUCUUGUUGGGCGAUUAAUUGGAAAGCAAGGAAGAUAUGUGAGUUUUCUGAAGCAGACCUCUGGUGCAAAGAUAUACAUCUCAACCCUGCCUUACACGCAGGAGUUCCAAAUUUGUCACAUUGAAGGUAUCCAACAACAAGUUGACAAAGCCCUGUCUCUGAUAGGAAAGAAGUUUAAAGAUAUGGAUUUGACCAACCUUUAUGCACCUCCUCCACCCCCCCUCACAUUGCCAUCACUCCCCAUGACUUCGUGGCUGCUUCUGCCCAGUGGUGUGACGGUUGAAGUGAUUGUGGUCAAUAUUGUAUCUGCCGGGCACGUUUUUGUGCAGCAGCAUACCCAUCCCACUUACCAUGCCCUAAGAAGCCUUGACCAGCAGAUGUUCUUGUGCUACUCCCAGCCAGGCACCCCCACCCUUCCUUCCCCAGCUGAAGUUGGUGUGAUAUGUGCUGCUCCAGCAUUGGAAGGAGCAUGGUGGAGAGCUCAGGUCAUCACGUUCUACAAAGAAUCAAAUGAAGUGGAAAUAAGAUACGUUGAUUAUGGUGGCUAUGACAGAGUCAAGAUUGACUCACUGCGGCAAAUAAGGUCUGAUUUUGUAACAUUACCGUUUCAAGGGGCGGAAGUAUUACUUGACAACAUCUCUCCCCUCCCAGGUGAGGAUCGUUUUUCAUCAGAGGCCACGUCAGCAUUAGAAGAGAUGACAAGAGGACUUGCAUUGCUUGCACAAGUUUCAAACUAUGAUAAUAAUACAGGCCUUCCACUAGUUCAUCUUUGGAACAUGGUGGGAGAAGAGGUUAUUUCAAUAAACCGCAUGCUGGCUGAGAGGGGCUUGGGUGUCUGGGUGGAUGGAUUUUGAACGAUCACUGGUUAACGACACAACACUGGAUGUUUUUGUUUUUCUGUUUUUCCUGUUUUCCUUGAAAAAAGACAAUUUUUCUGGCAUAAUCUUUGAGAAUAUACUGCUUUAAAACAAACUUUUUCCUCGUUUUCUUGUGAAAUAAAAAUCCAAAAUGAAAAGAAGAGCUACAUGUAAAUGAAAAAUAAGGCUCUAGAAUAAUUCAAAUAAAGGUUUAACUAGUAUAUUUUUCUUCCCUACCUUACUUUGGCGCUGGGCUUUUGGGCAUCUUUUAAACAUCAUGCUCGGUGAGGAUACCAAUGUCACACUAUGUAAACGUGUGUUAACACUAAUUACUAAUUCAGUGAAAGCUAUCGGUCAGUAAAUUUCAAUAGUUUGUUUAAAUGGUUUCUGUUCUAACUCUGUAAGCAUGGUAAUGUCUUAAUGCUACAAAGUGCAAGGGUGAGUUGAUAGUAAGUGGUCAAAGCAUGGAAACAGUCACUUAACUCUGCUAUAGCUGUUAUCAAAAUGCUGUUCUCUUGAGUUUGAUAUCCAGGUUAUCUGCAAACUAUCAAACAUGCUUUUUAUCUCAAAUCAUCCCGCCUCACCUUUCCAUCACAGUACCAUGCAACCCAUUUUAAUCAUAGAAAUAGAAAGUGAUUCUACUUUCUUCAUGUAUAUUCUGUUUUCCGAUAAGAAAAAGCAACCAAGAGGUCUUUCACACACAAAAAAGUUGUGAUUCCUUUUUGGGAGGAGGGGCUUUGAAAAUUCAGACCCAAACUGUUAUAGUCAAACCGGUGGGGGGAGGGGGGGCUCCAUAUACAUUAUGAGUGGGCCACUUAAAACACAGACUUCAACCUUUAAUAUUUUGAGCUUUUGUAACACUAAAAUAACGUUUUGGUUGAGGGACAUAUUGGGAUCAUUGAGGUGAGAGUGAGACAAUGCCUCAAUCUGAAAAACCCCGGUGGAUGGUUGGAAUCUGUGUGCCUGAAGGCCGCUUCUGGCGGGUUUGAGUGGAAAUUGGCUUAAAAAAAAAAAAUCUUAGGAGCCUGUUGUCUGUUAUCUGUACUCCCAAUUAUCUAGUAAAUACUGUAGAUCUGUUCUGUAAUGAAAAAUUAAAUUCCACUACACCUAGUUACUUUGAUCCUAUGUAAAUAAAACUAUUUUCUGUAACACUGAGAAAGUGAAAUUUAAAGGGAAUGAUGGGUAUUUAUUGUUAUUGUUUGGUCUGUUCUAGUUAAUCUUGGCUCAACCUUUCACACACACCCAUAUUGUUUUGCUUAAAAUUGGGGUACUGUUUAUUUUUUUUUUGCAGAGCUAGACAAGUCAUAUUUAGGUUAUUUGAAAAAUACUGUUCCCUGAACAUAUAACAUGUACAGAUGAAUUUUUUGCUAUGGCUCCUCUUUAUUUUGAUUGUACAGAUAUAUAUGGGGUUGGCAACAACAACAAAACAAUAAAAGCUGUUUCGAGUGUUA
Messenger RNA from Syngnathoides biaculeatus (alligator pipefish), 4110 nucleotides. It is a transcript of the gene akap1b, whose product is annotated as A kinase (PRKA) anchor protein 1b. The record is from RefSeq and is a predicted model, not a curated record. NCBI's taxonomy places the organism in Eukaryota, Metazoa, Chordata, Actinopteri, Syngnathiformes, Syngnathidae. Gene Ontology annotation, molecular function: RNA binding. Bases 182 to 2656 code for a protein of 824 amino acids. The transcript has 11 exons.